UUGUGGGAUUGAGGCUGGGUUUCUCCAUAGAGCUGGGGACACUACACAAUGUGUCUCUGGGUCAGGAGGAGGUGGCUGACAUGGGCCCUGCAGAAAGCCUAUCAACACAGACACUGGGUCAUCCUGCAGGUAGGGAACAGCAGACACUGGGUCAUCCUGCAGGUAGGGAACAGCAGACACGGGGUCAUCCUGCAGGUAGGGAACAGCAGACACUGGGUCAUCCUGCAGGUAGGGAACAGCAGACACUGGGUCAUCCUGCAGGUAGGGAACAGCAGACACUGGGUCAUCCUGCAGGUAGGGAACAGCAGACACUGGGUCAUCCUGCAGGUAGGGAACAGCAGACACUGGGUCAUCCUGCAGGUAGGGAACAGCAGACACUGGGUCAUCCUGCAGGUAGGGAACAGCAGACACUGGGUCAUCCUGCAGGUAGGGAACAGCAGACACUGGGUCAUCCUGCAGGUAGGGAACAGCAGACACUGGGUCAUCCUGCAGGUAGGGAACAGCAGACACUGGGUCAUCCUGCAGGUAGGGAACAGCAGACACUGGGUCAUCCUGCAGGUAGGGAACAGCAGACACUGGGUCAUCCUGCAGGUAGGGAACAGCAGACACUGGGUCAUCCUGCAGGUAGGGAACAGCAGACACUGGGUCAUCCUGCAGGUAGGGAACAGCAGACACUGGGUCAUCCUGCAGGUAGGGAACAGCAGACACUGGGUCAUCCUGCAGGUAGGGAACAGCAGACACUGGGUCAUCCUGCAGGUAGGGAACAGCAGACACUGGGUCAUCCUGCAGGUAGGGAACAGCAGACACUGGGUCAUCCUGCAGGUAGGGAACAGCAGACACUGGGUCAUCCUGCAGGUAGGGAACAGCAGACACUGGGUCAUCCUGCAGGUAGGGAACAGCAGACACUGGGUCAUCCUGCAGGUAGGGAACAGCAGACACUGGGUCAUCCUGCAGGUAGGGAACAGCCGACACUGGGUCAUCCUGCAGGUAGGGAACAGCAUUUGUCAGUAUGGAAAAAGUGCACCUGGUGACGCAUUGGUUGCCCACUCUGGAAGCCCUCCUGGAGAGGACCGGGGCGGACACCAUGACUACCGGGUGUUCAUCAGCAGGGAGCCAGCGCCCAGCCCUGACCAGCACGUCAUCCCCAGAGGCAUCCUGGAGGACGCCAUCAAGAUCCCCAACGAGCCACCCAGCGACAUGCACGCCAGUCUGCACGCUGCUAUCCACAGCUUCAACCAGGUCAAAGGGUUCCUCAAGGAGUGA
Oncorhynchus keta (chum salmon) is the source of this 1263-nucleotide messenger RNA. RefSeq lists its product as uncharacterized. Bases 49 to 1263 code for a protein of 404 amino acids. The record is from RefSeq and is a predicted model, not a curated record. The transcript is spliced from 6 exons. Lineage: Eukaryota; Metazoa; Chordata; Actinopteri; Salmoniformes; Salmonidae.